AUGAAUCCAAUAAUAACAAUCAGCACACUCCUCAUCAUGACCUUUUCUCUGCUCUGCUUGGUGGAGGUGUAUGCAGCUUUCUGCUGCUCUCUGUUCCUAGGAUCUCACCGCAAUAGGAAAAUACCUCUUGAUGCUCCUGCUUGGCAAUGCCUUGCUGCUCUGGUAUGUGUCAAGUGUAAAUUUUUCAAUUCUACCAAGAAUUGUAUAAACCAGCGAGGACACUGUGCAGCCAAAAAAGACCAGAAGUGUCUCUUAUGGACAGUUACUUCAGGUGGAUUUCUCAGUUAUGGGUCUCAGACAUGCUGGACCCAUUGUGUGAGCAGAUUCAUUAUUAGAGGAAAUUUGAAAGUGGAAUUUAACUGUUGUAAUUCCAGUUCUUCAUGUAACGAACUUUAA
Arvicanthis niloticus (Nile rat) is the source of this 396-nucleotide messenger RNA. The record is from RefSeq and is a predicted model, not a curated record. Lineage: Eukaryota; Metazoa; Chordata; Mammalia; Rodentia; Muridae.